GAAACGGGCUGCUGGUGGCGAAGAUGGCGGAUGGGGACAGUGGCAGUGAGCGCGGUGGCGGCAGCGGAGGGGGAGGAGGAAGUGGGUUCCAGCAUUACCAACGGGAACCGGAGACCCAGGAGCUGGCCUCGAAGCGGUUGGACAUUCAGAACAAACGCUUCUACCUUGAUGUGAAGCAGAACGCCAAAGGCCGGUUCAUCAAAAUCGCCGAGGUCGGUGCCGGGGGCUCAAAAAGUCGACUGACCCUCUCUAUGUCAGUUGCGGCAGAGUUCCGCGACUACCUGGGGGAUUUCAUAGAGCACUACGCCCAGCUUGGGCCUAGCACCCCGGAGCAGAUCGCACAGUCGUCCGGUGGGGAUGAGACUGGGCCUAGACGGGCCUUGAAGAGUGAGUUCCUAGUGCGUGAGAACCGAAAAUACUACCUCGACCUUAAGGAGAACCAGCGGGGUCGGUUUCUCCGGAUCCGACAGACGGUCAACCGAGGCCCCGGUUUCGGAGUCGGAGUAGGUGGCAUUCCCGGGGCUGGCCUGCAGGCCGGACAAACCAUCGCACUCCCGGCCCAGGGCUUAAUAGAGUUCCGCGACGCCUUGGCCAAAUUGAUAGACGACUACGGAGGAGAUGAAGAGGAGCUGGCCGGCGGCGGAGGGGCCGGGGGCUAUAGCGAGCUCCCGGAGGGCACCUCUAUCAUGGUGGACUCCAAGCGGUUCUUCUUUGACGUGGGAUCUAACAAGUACGGAGUUUUCUUGCGGGUGAGCGAAGUGAAGCCCAGUUAUAGAAACUCUAUAACAAUCCCCUUCAAGGCGUGGAGCAAGUUCGGGGGAGCGUUCAGCCGCUACGCCGAGGAAAUGAAAGAGAUCCAGGAGCGGCACCGGGAUAAGAUGUACGAGAGGAGAGCCGGAGACGAGUCGGAGGGCGACGACGUGGACGACGAUUGAUGGAGAGGUGGCUACUUGUGAUGAAGCUGACAACAUGAUGCAAAGUCUGGAGAGAAACAGAGAGAGAGGAACGAAUAUUCUGUGCAUGACGAAUCGAACUUUAAAAUGAUAAAACAACGGAGUAAAAUAAUAAGUAUAUUUGACUGAGAAAUUACUGUCUAUAUAAGAGAAUCAUGUCCUAAAGUUUAGGUGGAUGUAAUAGCUAAAUGAGUGCGGACUGCAGUAGUCAGCUCCUGUAUGAGAUUCCCCAUUGAUUUUUAUAUGUGUGUGUGUGUGUGUGUGUGUGUGUGUGUGUGUGUGUGUGU
Molecule: messenger RNA, 1240 nt
Organism: Xiphias gladius (swordfish)
Lineage: Eukaryota; Metazoa; Chordata; Actinopteri; Istiophoriformes; Xiphiidae
Product: transcriptional activator protein Pur-beta
Exons: 1
Coding region: 24-935 (303 amino acids)
Biological process (GO): regulation of transcription by RNA polymerase II
Cellular component (GO): nucleus
Molecular function (GO): purine-rich negative regulatory element binding; DNA-binding transcription factor activity, RNA polymerase II-specific; RNA polymerase II transcription regulatory region sequence-specific DNA binding
Source: RefSeq, a predicted model, not a curated record